Cylicocyclus nassatus is the source of this 284-nucleotide messenger RNA. The record is from the annotation of a GenBank genome assembly. NCBI's taxonomy places the organism in Eukaryota, Metazoa, Nematoda, Chromadorea, Rhabditida, Strongylidae.
GGGUAGCCGAACGCGAAAUAAUGAGUGUGCUGCAAUGGCGGUUCCGUAACGGUUGCGGAGGCGGCAGCAGCUUCGGGUUCGGCGGCGGUUCCGCCCCUCUGAGUGUGUUUAUCGCUGCCACUGCUGCUCUACUCACUUUCUACUACAUUAAUUGGCUUUGUGGUAUGACUCGGCUCGAGAAUCUCACUGGAUUCGUUCAUCCCAAAUAUCAGAAGGUUGAGAAAGUGUUCAGAAAAAAUUUUCAUGAUGGUUGGGAGCGAGAAGGAGCAGCUAUUGCUGUCUAA